UCUAGAUGCACCACAUGAGUUUCCACUAGAAAUAUUAAAACGUAAGACAAGACAAGAUGCGCAGGAUCGGUGAGGACGUGUCUCGCCGUUUUGCUGUGAAGGUAAAAAACCACCUCCGUUGGAAAAAUAAAUCGACUCGCAGCAUGAUCAAAUGCUGAUUCCACGACGACCAUGGAUGUGAUUCCAACGAUCAAGAUCCGCACCUAUUUGUCCUCCGCCGAAAAGAAAGCCUCCGGUAGUACUACUUCCCCAAGACCGAAUAAACCGCCUGUGUCAUUUUCCAGUACACCGCGAUCGUUUAGUUCGAUCGCUGGCGGGAAAAACAAGUUUGGCAGCGCAACUACCC
Messenger RNA from Amoebophrya sp. A120, 346 nucleotides. Lineage: Eukaryota; Dinophyceae; Syndiniales; Amoebophryaceae. The record is from the annotation of a GenBank genome assembly.